AGGACUACCUGGCCCAGGACGUGAGCGAUCGACUGACGCGGCGGGACUCGGCCCCGUUGUCGCCGGCGAAACCCGGAACCGAGGAGCACAUGUUCCGCUUCAGCCCGGAAAACAAACCCGGGGCAGACUGGGACCAGAGCCCGAGCCAGCUUUCCCCCCGUUUCCUCACCCGUCAGCACGAGCACAAGCAGAGCUUCCUCAAGCACCAAUUCGAGGCCCUCUUCCAGCCCACGGACAACAAGCUGGCCAUGAAGCUUUUCGGCAGCAGGAAGGCCUUGAUGAAGGAGCGGAUGCGUCAGAAGGCCACCGGCCACUGGAUCAUCCAUCCUUGCUCCAACUUCAGAUUUUACUGGGACCUUUGCAUGCUGCUUCUGCUCGUCGCAAACAUGAUCAUUCUGCCCGUUGCCAUUUCCUUCUUCAAUGAGGAGCUCUCCACUCGAUGGAUCGCUUUCAAUUGUCUCUCAGAUACAAUUUUUCUCAUCGACAUCGUCGUAAACUUCAGAACAGGCGUUUUGCAGGAGGACUACGGCGAGCAAGUCAUCCUUGACCCUUGCAAGAUUGCGAGGCACUACUUCCAUACUUGGUUCUUCCUGGACCUGAUAUCAUCCAUCCCCUUGGACUACAUAUUUUUAAUCUUCAACCAGGACUCGAACGAGAACUUCCAGCUGCUGCACGCUGGUCGAGCGCUGCGCAUCCUGCGCCUUGCCAAGCUUCUUUCCUUGGUUAGAUUGCUGCGGCUUUCACGGCUCGUCCGGUAUGUCAGCCAGUGGGAGGAAGUGUAUUUCCUCAACAUGGCGAGCGUGUUCAUGCGGAUUUUCAACCUCAUCAGCAUGAUGAUCCUCAUCGGACACUGGUCCGGCUGCCUCCAGUUCCUCGUCCCGAUGCUGCAAGGCUUUCCAUCCAACUCCUGGGUAGCAAUCAAUGAGCUCCAGUCCAAGGUGUGGAUCGAGCAAUACUCUUGGAGCCUUUUCAAAGCCAUGUCGCACAUGCUGUGCAUCGGCUAUGGCCGAUUCCCCCCUCAGAGCCUGACAGACAUGUGGCUCACCAUGCUCAGUAUGAUUUGUGGAGCGACUUGCUACGCAUUAUUCCUGGGACAUGCCACAAACCUCAUCCAGAGCCUGGAUUCGUCUCGUCGGCAAUAUAGAGAAAAGUUCAAGCAAGUCGAGGAGUACAUGGCUUAUCGGAAAUUGCCGCGGGACUUGCGUCGACGGAUUAUCGAGUACUUCGAGCACCGCUAUCAGGGGAAAUUCUUCAACGAAGAGGACAUUCUCGGCGAGCUGAAUGAAAAACUCAAAGAGGACGUCAUCAACUUCAACUGCAGGUCCUUAGUGGCAGCAGUGCCGUUCUUCUCAAACGCAGAGCCUCAGUUCGUCACUGACGUAGUGACGAAACUGGAAUACGAAGUCUUCCAGCCGGGUGAUAUCAUCAUCAAAGAAGGCACGAUAGGAACGAAGAUGUAUUUCAUCCAAGAAGGAAUCGUGGACAUAGUGACGGCGAGCGGGGAGAUCGCGACGAGCCUAGGCGACGGGUCUUAUUUUGGGGAGAUUUGCUUGCUCAGCAACGCCCGGCGGGUCGCGAGUGUGCGAGCAGAGACGUACUGCAACCUCUUCUCGCUGUCGAAGGGACACUUCAACGCCGUGCUCCAGAUGUACCCCAUCAUGCGUCAAACGCUUGAAACGGUCGCUGCCGAGCGACUGCACAAGAUUGGGAAGAACCCGAGCAUCGUAUCAACACGGGAUGACCUGAUGGAUGAGCGGGAACACGGAGCGAGUUGCUUCCACCUCGCGUCCAUGGCCAACUCGGAUGGCGAAAACGCCUGCAUGCCGUUUUGCACCAGUAGCCGAAGUCACUUGGACCUGCAUGGCUGCGGGUCCAGAACCCACAAGCCAGCCGACUUCCACUUAGGUCAAGAGAUGGAGCACCUUACGCUCUUCUCGGACUCGGGCAGUCUCCGACGCCUCAAGUCGGAGAAUUCUCUCGCCUUCCAAAACCGCGAUGCUGCUGGUCAAGGACAGAAGCGUCGACUGCACCAGUCCACGGUGCUGAACAACCCAGCUGCUUGCGAAGAGACACCGAGUGACACCUGAUGACGAACAAAUGGUCUACUUUUUCGAUCACCUCUGUGGACAACGUAUAGAGUCCCAAGCAGGUCCAACGCAGCCGUAUUUGGACUCCCGUCGGGGCGGACACCACAGCAACGUGAUAGGAUCGCAUUGCUCCUUUUAUCAGCACUUCGCUGCAGUGUCCAUAGAUUCUUGAGUCUUCUCUUUAAUUGACAAAUAUUGCAAGUUAUAAGAUGAGCAGGUUGUGAAGAGCGCCGCCUAUGACGCUCUGUGAACCGGUUACCAAUUAGUGCCAGUGGUACUGAAAUAGAUCCAUUGAUUGAUCUAAUAAAUCGGGC
Messenger RNA from Notodromas monacha, 2401 nucleotides. NCBI's taxonomy places the organism in Eukaryota, Metazoa, Arthropoda, Ostracoda, Podocopida, Cyprididae. The record is from the annotation of a GenBank genome assembly.